AUGGCCGAAGCUCUUCUCUCAGCUGUCUUCAAUGUGCUUUUGGAGAGAUUAACGCCUGAGCUCGCAGAUUUGAUCAACAAAAUCGCAGGAAAGAAGCUGGACGACAAGUUACUUAAUCAUUUGAGGCCAUCCUUGAUUGCUGCAAGAGCUGUGCUCAAUAACGCUGAACUCAGACAAUUCAAUAAGGAUCAAGCUGUGAAAGAUUGGCUGAAUUUACUCAAAGAUGCUGUCUAUGACCUGGAAGACUUGAUGGAUGAAAUUUCCACCCGAGCUGCCACUCAGAAAAAGGUGAGCUAUUUCUCCCUUGCUUCUCUUACUUUGCGUGAUACAAGGAUGGCAAGGGAGUUAGAAGCCAUAAGUGAUAAAAUUGAACGUAUUGUGGGAAACAAAGAUGUCCUUGACCUGAAGCAGAGCACUGAAACGUAUCCGGAAACUUUGUCCUGGAGGCCUCCAGUUACAUCUCAUGUGGAAGUCUCUCAAGUGUAUGGAAGGAAUAAAGCAAAAGAAGAUAUAAUUAAGCUUAUGUUUGAUGGUGAGGGUGGUCCGUUGUCCGUAAUCCCCAUCGUGGGCAUGGGCGGGGUGGGCAAAACCACCUUAGUUAAUUUAGUUUAUAAAGACGUGAAACAAAAAUUUGAUCUCACUGCAUGGGUUUGUGUUUCUGAAACGUUUGAUCUUUUGAAAAUAGUACAGACUAUAAUAAAAUCUAUUGAUAAAGAUUUUGUCUGUGAUAACAUGGAUUUGAAUCUUCUUGGCGAUCAUCUAGCGAAGAAGAUAGAAGGGAAAAAGUUUUUAAUUGUUCUAGAUGAUUACUGGAAUGAAAAAUUCACUGAUUGGGAUGCUUUGAAAAAGUUGCUUCAUAACGGAGUGGAGGGAUGUAAAAUUCUUGUCACAACUCGCAUAGAGCAUGUUGCUUCGAUGGUUAAAACAAUCUCAUCAUCUUAUCCCCUAGAAGGCUUGUCUGAAAAAGAUUGUUUGUCAAUUUUUGCUGCACAUGCUUUCCAUUCUAGAGAUUCAACCGCGAAUUCAUGUUUAGAAAAAAUUGGAAGAGAUGUUGUUAGCAAGUGCAAAGGAUUACCUUUAGCUGCAAAAGUAAUUGGGGGACUUUUUCGAUCAAAGCCUAGAUUUGAAGAUUGGAAUGAUAUAUUAAAAGACACCUUGUGGGAUUCAUCAGACAAUGAGAUCAUCCCCCCUUUAAGAGUCAGUUAUUAUUAUCUCCCUCCCUAUUUAAAACAAUGCUUUGCUUACUGUUCUUUAUUUCCCGAGGAUUAUAUAUUUGAUAGGGAUGAAUUAAUCAUGAUGUGGAUGGCAGAAGGUUUUUUGGGGCGGUCAAAAGGGAACAUGACUUUAGAAGAAGUUGGUUAUGGGUAUAUUGAUGAUUUAACUUCAAGAUCAUUCUUUCAACCUUUACCUCCUGUAAAACAUCCAUACAAUGAAGGGUAUGAUAUAAGUGAUAGGCGUUUUGUCAUGCAUGAUCUCAUUCAUGAGUUAGCAACUCAUGUUGCCGAAGACUUCUACUUUAGAUUAAGGGAGAAUAGAAACGAAAUUGGCACCAUGACUCGCCAUUUGUCAUGCAACUUUCAAAAUCGUCCAAGCUUAGAUCAUGAGGUUUUCCAAAAAUUAAAAGGCUUACGAACAUUUAUAGGAUUGAAUUUUUCCUAUAUUCCUGGGCCUUCUGAAAAUGCUUCUCAUAUUUUAUCAUCAGACCUGAAGUACAUGCGGACGCUGUCACUUAGCCAACUACGUACUUUAAAGAUAGUUCCUGAGUCAAUUGGAGAAUUUGUCCAUUUGCGCUAUUUGGAUCUAUCUGGCACAGGCAUUGCAAGUUUGCCUGAUUCAAUCUGUAAAUUGUAUAAUUUACAGACAUUGAAGCUGCGUGAAUGUAAUUCUCUCCUAAUUCUACCAGGUGAUAUGCAAGAACUUAAAAAUUUACGACAUCUCGACGUUAGAGGCACUAAUUUGAAAGAAAUACCAAGGGGGCUGGGUAAAUUAAAAGAUUUGCAAUUUUUAAGUGGCUUCAUUGUUGGCAAAGAGCAGGAGACUGGGAUUACGGAGUUGGGAGGAAUUUCAAAUUUGAAGGGUGAGAUUGUAGUUAGUAAGUUAGAGAAUGUCAAGAAUGAAGAUGAAGCAGAUGGUGCGAGAAUGAUGGAGAAGAAGCGAAUUGAAACUUUAACAUUAUCAUGGUCAGAUUUUGGUGAUGCAGAAGAUUCAAGCAGUGAGAGAAAUAUUUUGGCUAAACUUCAACCUCAUUGGGAUUUAAAACAAUUGACAGUUAAACGUUAUAGGGGCACAAUAUUUCCAGAUUGGUUGGGAAAUCCUUCCUACCAUAACAUGACCUUCUUGCGACUGGAGGGUUGUGAAAAUUGUUGCAUGCUUCCCCCUUUGGGACAGCUCCCCGCUCUGAAGACAUUACAUAUUUAUGGAUUAAAGCGUGUAAAAAGCAUUGGUGAUGAGUUUUUGAAGGCUGAUGAUUGUUCUUCCAUGAAACCAUUUCCAUCCCUUGAAUAUCUUUACUUCCAUAGCAUGGCAUCCUGGGAACAAUGGCUUUCCACUGACAUGGAAGCUUUCCCUAAGCUUCAACGUCUCACAAUAAGUUCCUGCAACAAGUUAGUUGGAAGUCUACCUUCCGAGUUGCUUUCUUUAGAAACUUUGGUUAUUUCUUAUUGUUCAUUGCUUUCUUCUCAUAUUCUAAGGUGUCCCAAACUUCGGUAUUUGCACAUAUAUAAAAGUGAAAAUGUGGCAUGGCAAGAGCCAGAGUUACCACAGGCCCUUCGCGCUUUAGAAAUUUCAGGAUGCCGGGUGUUGGAAUCAGUGUUGGAGGCACUCGCUAAACAUUCCCAUCUGCAAGAAUUAACUAUCCGUGAUUGUUCCAAUAUAUCAACUUUAAUGAUUCAUUUGCCCCAAUCAUUACAAGAAUUAAGUGUAUACAGCUGCAAAAAUGUUGAUUUUGUGAUGAGUUCAACCGCUCCUCUUCAAAGUCUCCGGUCUAUUAAAAUUCACAGUUGUAGUUUUGUGAAGUUUAUGUCAGAUGAAAUGGAAGGUGUCCUCCCAAAUUUAAGAAGGCUAUGGAUAUUUGAUGUUAAAGGGAUGGAAGGAUUUCCAGAAGGGGCUUUUGUGCCGAGUUUGAGAGAAAUUUAUAUUCAUUCGUGUAACAUGGAGCUCAUAAUGUCCGAUCAAGCAGUGCGGCACCUCCUAAGAAAUAUCGCUGACCUUCGUAUUGCGAGUCCACGUGAUGAAAGUUAUGUCGUCAAGUGUUUUCCAGAGGUGUGUUUUCUUCCUACCACUCUCACCACUUUGGGAUUCUUUGCCUUUAGGAACUUGGAGACAUUGAAUUGCUCGGGACUUCAGCACCUAACCUCUCUCCAAAAACUAAACAUCCAAUCUUGUCCAAAGCUGGAGAAAAUGUCAGGGGAAAAGCUGCCUGCUUCUUUAACAGAGCUUCGCAUUUGGGAUUGUCCAUUGCUUAAAGAAAAAUACCACAAUAAGGAUGAACAAUUUUUGCGCCAGAUAUCCCACAUCCCACUCAUCCACAUAGAUUGGGAUAAAAUCAUCCACAAGGCUAAUCUGACUUCUGAGGCGCAGAUGGACUUCUGGGAGAAGCUGAUUUCGGGUGCUUUUUUUUGGAUGCUGCCAGCGUCGCCGUCCAUUGUCGCCGCCGUCUCCUACCGUGUCUCCACCGUGUUCCAUCGUCUCAUCAGUUCUGGGUCGCCGUCCGUUGUCGCUGUCAUCUCCUGCCGUGUCUCCGCCGUGUUCCACCGUCUCAUUAGUUCUGGUUCUUUUGUGGGAGUGGGUGGACUGUGGCUGUUCGUUCAGAUCCUCCAAAUACCACUGGGUUGUUUGUCUUCUUCCUCUGUUUUGUUGCAAGCCGAGAAUCCCCAGUAUGAAAAGUUUAGAUAUCAGGGGUUAAAGUUUGCUCAUGAAUUAAACACGAUAUUCAAGGGUGUGAUAGCAUCUGGAGAGGAUAUGUUGGCACCAUCUUUAACCCAACCUCAGACACAAGAGGAUGACAAAGAGAACGUGUAUAGAGUUGAUACAGAUCUACUUGAAGGAUCGGGGGAUAGCGAAGAAGAUCUUGGAGGUGGUAGUUUAGGAGUUACAGAUGAGAUGGCAGGCGUAAACCUAACAGCAAAUACUGCACCUAGUGGUUCAGGAAGCCAUGGGAAGAGGAAGAGAGGUGAAGUGUCUAGUAGGCAGAAAAAGCAAAAAAUUCCAGUCUCAAGACAAAUCACAGAUUCAGUUAGUGAAAUAGCUACCGCAUCUAAGGAUAGAACGGUAGUUCUAAACAAAAUAAAGGAGGUAUCAAUUUCUGAGGUUACAGCUGAAGUGCUCUGCCUUGAAGAAAUUACAAGUAACUUUGAUUUUUGA
This is a messenger RNA of Neltuma alba, 4362 nucleotides long. Its product is annotated as putative disease resistance RPP13-like protein 1. Gene Ontology annotation, molecular function: ADP binding. The record is from RefSeq and is a predicted model, not a curated record. The coding region runs from base 1 to 4362 and encodes 1453 amino acids. The transcript is spliced from 5 exons. Lineage: Eukaryota; Viridiplantae; Streptophyta; Magnoliopsida; Fabales; Fabaceae.